UCCGCCCAAAUGGGCACCGUAUGUCUGUGCUUGAGGUUUAAGCGUGUUUUCUAAACCUUGGUCUAGAAAGGCAAGUACAUUACAGUAGCCGAAGCAAGAUAACGUGAGGACAUCAUCACUAAGAGAACUCCUAAGUAAGACUGAUUCCAUCCCACAACUGAACUUAGCUUUCUCCCUGAAAUGCUGUUCCAAGUGAGUGGGCUUGUGUGUCCUCUCAAGAAUAUUUUGACUUGGUCUGGAUUGAGAACUUGGAAGAGCCUGAAAUGCAGCAGGAAGAUGACAUAAUUCAGGACACUCCUGUUGAUGAGGGACAACUGAUUCCAUACACGUGUCAUUCCCUCACCAAAUGCAACAGUGCAACAGCAUCCCUUUGGGAUUAUCAGAGCUGCUCUCAGCCCCUCACACUGUCACCAGAGGCUCAGCCAGACAGUGCCUCAGAAGACAGUUUGUUUCAAACCCAGCAUGAAACAUUGCCAGUGAGAACUGUUGGAAGAUGGCAACCACCAAAACGAUGCCUGCACCCGACUGAGAAUGAGUGGUCCCACAGUUUGGACACAGCUUGGACACAGCUUGGUGCAGUAAAACUGAAGAGAAAAUAUCAGCUCAACCCAGAGAAGUCAAAGAAGUUAAAAUGGAAAGGGCCAGCUUUCCCAUUUAUCGAGAAGUUUUAUAAAAGGAAACAUCUAACACGGAAAAAGUCAUUAACCUGGGAGUAUGGAGCUGUUGCAGGGUAUUUCCUGUAUAUGGAGAAAGUAAAACGUAAGUCAGUGUCUGCAGGCUUACAGUCGGUCCCUGUGUUACUAAAAGAACGCUAUGUAGACGACAAAGAAGACCUCAUUCCGUUACCAGAGCCAACACAAGCUGAGCAGUUGCACAUUGAAGACCAUAACAACACCGAAGUAGUGGAUCACCAGUACUUUAUUCCUCAAUUUAAAGGGAAACUCAAGGCACGCAGUACAUGGUGUACCAGGAGUUCUUCAGAUUGUUCAGAUCAUUCUGAAUUGGAUUUGAUAUCAGACUAUGGCCAAAAAUCAAGACAUUCAAAAAACGUUCAGUCCAGAUACAGGACCAAGAAGACAUAUAAACUGCAUAAAGACACAUGCAUUAUGGAUGACGUUAACACCGGCAUCACCCAUGUGGAAGAGCAUCGAUACUUUGACCAUAGGGAUGCUGAUUCUGCUGAACAGAUAAGGGACACUGAAAGUAGAAGCACCACAAGUCACAGUAAAUGUAUGUACAAAGUAAGAAAGAGAAUGCUUUCAGACCCACUACCAGAUUCUCCUUCUGUAGAAAUAUUAGAUGAUACUGAGGUUUUGGCUCUCACGAUGGGAGAGUUGAGCAGUGUGGCCAGAGAGCAAACAAAGCAAGGCAGUUCUGCAACAUAUUGUGCAGCUGAGUCAAUUGAAAAUAAGAUUUCAAAUGCAGAUCGAGUAGAGAUCUGCCACAAGGAGGGGGACCUGGCUGUGACAGAAUAUGAGACUCCCCAUAGGGGACUGGCUCUUGCUAGAACAGAUGUGAUUCGAUCAAAGAGAAAAGAGCAAAACAUGGAGAAGGACUUGAAAGAAAGAAUUUUAGAAAAUAAAGAAGAAAAAGCAAAAAGAAAAAAAAGACAAAAAGAAGCAGUGAUAGAAAAGCAAAUUGACAGUGAAAAUAAUGUGACAUCUCUGGUGUUCAGUAAUGGUGGGGGAAAAAAACUGAAGACCAAUAAAGAAAGAUACAGCAUUAAAGUUUGUAAGUCUGAGACUGAGGGGCUUAAGAAGAAGAUACCAGACAUUGUUGAAAUACUCCUCAGCGAGAAAAACCACAUGGGGGGAGAAUGUUUCUCAGCUCAAAGUAUGGCAGUCAUACAGUCACAGGUGAUGCAAAAUGAGCCAAAAGGAAAAAAUCAAGACCUGUGGAAAAAGAGCAAACAUAAAGAUUGCCACAAGAGAAAAACAAAUAUGAUCAGCGACAAUGCAUGUAUGGCAGAGAAUGAGAUGUCAGCAUUGCUUAAUAAUAAAAGGUCCGGGGAGACUGAAGUAAUUAUAGAUCUGCAAGACACUGUAGUUCUGAAAGAAAAAAACACAGAAAUGCUGGAUGGUGCCACUGGUGAAGAGGGGAUAGCAAUGGCAGGAAUGAUCCUCUGUGAACAAACUGACAUCAAUCAAGAGGUAGCUGAAGAUGUCUUCCAAUCAGAGGAGUCUCAAGCUGAAAUCAAGUGCAGGAAAAGGAAAAAAACAGAGAAAAACAGAAAGAAGAAACAAAUGAAAGGUUUGACUGAGGGCGAUGCAGUUAGUCUUAAGCAAGAAGUGCCUAUGCUGCUGAAUGAAGAACUUGAAAAGGAUGAUGAGGAAAUGGAAGCAGUAAACUGGGAAGCCAGCAUGACAGAUGUGAGAGGAACUAAUAGACAUGUAUCUGAACCACCUUUUCCCUUCAGCAGUCAUAACCAGAACGAAAAGGAUAAGAACAUCUGUACAACAUUUAAAAGCCAGGUGUCUACUACCAGCUCAUGUCUUUUGGAGUCUACGGAUAUCGCUGUUCCUGGUGUGGCUGACUAUGACAUGAGGGCAAAGAAAAGAAAGAAAGACAAGAAAGACAGAAAACAAAAAGGAAAUGAGCACUCAUGUAUUCCUAUUUCCAGUGUGAUUUUUCCUGAUGUUAACCCAGCUGACUCUGGUUACAUCAAGAGAAGAGAGCAGAUUGAGAUGUCUGGGGAGAUGACCCUAUCCCAAUGCAGUGAAGUGGUACCUUGGAAACAGAGGAAUAAAAAGCACAUUGUGGACGAUGCAGCACAGACUGGAACAAAUGAGUUAUAUGUUUCAGCAGGACAUUAUAGCAGGGAGCCUCUUCCUGCUUGGGAAAUUGAAGGUAAUGAACAGGCAUGUCUUUCUGUUGAAGGAACACAUGUCAGGCAUAGAUUUGAUGUAGAAAGCAGUGUGAAUAGCAUUCAGGAUGAGGACAAGGAACACAACCAUUCAAAGAAAAGGCAGGAAAAUAAGAUGGUGCUUGAUGUUAGAUCUAAUGGAGUCUCCAACGAGGAAGAUGUCUCAUUUCUAGAACCUCAAAUGACUCUGUACAGUGUGGUGGCUUCCUGUGAUUUGCAACGUGUUGAGUUGUCAGGGGACGAGACUGGCAAAGCACAAAGCAAAAAGAGGAAGGUGUCAGUGGACCCAUGUCCAUUGUCAGAAGAAACUGUGAUCAAAGAAUCACCACGAAUGGGAUCAAGUUGUAACUUUUACAGUGAAACAAAUCUUCAAAAACUCAUUCCUGGUUCAUUUCCCAUGCAAGAAGAUACUGAGGUCCAGUGUGGUAGAAAUGAAGCCAGUUGCUCUUCUACAGAAGAAAGUGGUUUUGGGGCUUGCAUAUCUACAGUAAAACAAAGCAUCCCAAAACAAAAGCUUUUAAGUUUACGUGCCAGAAGAUUUAAAAAAUGGCAGCUAGCUGAUAGCAGUUCUUUACAUGCCCGAUAUAGGAAUUAUAUACUCAUGAAAAAGAGAAGGCCAAAAUCUGACUGUUCAACAUAAUCAGGUUCUACAUGUCAUGCAGAGGGACACACCUAAAGUGCUGUGAUACACAACUCUAAAGGCGUGUCAGAGACAUGCACAAAAAUUAUGAUUUUUAUUCAUGAAAUAUUCUCUUCACUGUUGUCUAGUGGACAUGUGAUGUAAAUACGUAUUCACCCUCAACAUGGCAUGAUUACGUAUACUGUAUUGAAGUGGACGUUUUCAGGAUUUGGUAACAUUUUUUUACUUGAUGUACCUGAAGUAUUUUUGUAAAAUAGUAAAUUCAAAGGAGUACUUCAGGAAAAAGUCAUGAUUUUCAAAAAGGACAUCCAUCUGUAUGAAGCAUGUGCUCAAGCUGUGUCUUUGAACUUUUUUGUACAUCUGUUUUUUUUUUUCUUUUUGUUUUUUUUUAAAAACAGGAUUAUUUAUAUUUUUAUCCAC
Messenger RNA from Scleropages formosus (Asian bonytongue), 3923 nucleotides. It is a transcript of the gene pho, whose product is annotated as phoenix. Gene Ontology annotation, biological process: regulation of DNA-templated transcription. The record is from RefSeq and is a predicted model, not a curated record. NCBI's taxonomy places the organism in Eukaryota, Metazoa, Chordata, Actinopteri, Osteoglossiformes, Osteoglossidae. The transcript is spliced from 6 exons. Gene Ontology annotation, cellular component: RNA polymerase transcription factor SL1 complex; nucleus. The coding region runs from base 264 to 3503 and encodes 1079 amino acids.